GAAGCUAUAAAAAAAAAAAGAAUUUCUUUGAACAAUGGCGGAUCCAGUUCUUCAACCUCCUACAAACCCACAUUUCUUUAAGCCUCUUCUUCCCGGCUUCGACUCCUUCCUCACCAUCCCUGUGAAGUUUCACUCGGUAUACUUAGAAGGAAGAAACGAAGGAAAGACAGUGGAGCUAAGGUCCGACGCGUCUGAGAUAAGUUGGAAAGUUGAGAUGGAAGGUCGGAAACUCACCGUCGGUUGGAAAGAGUUCGCCACCGCACAUGAUCUCCAAGUCGGAGAUGUUAUCGUUUUCAGACAUGAUGGAGCUUUGGUGUUCCACAUCACUUGUUUUGGACCCAGUUGCUGUGAGAUUCAAUAUGUACAAACUUGUGACCACGACGAUAAUCUUGAUGAUGAUGAUCAAGAAAACAUCAGAAACUUGUCGAUGAAGCAGAGUCUAAAAACAGAACCAGAGUCUUCAAUAGACGAAGACAAAGAUUACAUGGAAUUAAAGAGUGUUUCCACUAAAGAUUGCAACAAAGGAAAGAGAAACAAAUCUGGUGACAGUAGUCAAAAAGUUCCAUCAUCAUCAUCUUCAGCAAGUGAAGGCCGAUUUGUGACACUAACUGCCACACCAUCCAGUCUUAGAAAUAGUAGACUUCAUCUUCCAAAAAACUUCGUUAAGGUUAACCGAAUGAAAAACCUAGGAGGGAAAAAGAUAACUCUGUUGGACAAGCAUGGAAAAGAGUGGCCAGUGAAAUUAGUCAUGGAAAAGGGAAAUACACAGAUGCGUUUGGGUUUAGGGUUAAAAGAAUUUUUCAAGGCUAAUGGCAUUAAGGCACAUGAAUCUUUAGUGUUUGAGUUUGUUUGGGAAGACAAGACAACUCUUCCUAUACUUCAAAUCUGCUCCAACUUGCCCUGUUAUAGUGAACUCGUAGCCUAAGCAGUAUGAAUCCAAUGUCUAGUUAGGUAAGAGUUAACUGUGUCUGUAUUUGUCGACAACAUAUUUUAUAAGGGUCUUGAAAACAAGUAAUAAGUUGUAGAUAUUAUAAGCCUUUAGUACCAUGAGUCAAGUAAUGUAAUCUGCAGUAAUAUUGUACGGUAAAAUUUG
Camelina sativa (false flax) is the source of this 1093-nucleotide messenger RNA. RefSeq names its product B3 domain-containing protein REM7-like. NCBI's taxonomy places the organism in Eukaryota, Viridiplantae, Streptophyta, Magnoliopsida, Brassicales, Brassicaceae. The record is from RefSeq and is a predicted model, not a curated record. Gene Ontology annotation, molecular function: DNA binding.